Strongylocentrotus purpuratus (purple sea urchin) is the source of this 2994-nucleotide messenger RNA. Its product is annotated as tripartite motif-containing protein 45. The record is from RefSeq and is a predicted model, not a curated record. The coding region runs from base 451 to 2364 and encodes 637 amino acids. Gene Ontology annotation, cellular component: chromatin; nucleoplasm. Gene Ontology annotation, molecular function: ubiquitin-protein transferase activity; zinc ion binding. Gene Ontology annotation, biological process: positive regulation of DNA-templated transcription. The transcript has 2 exons. Lineage: Eukaryota; Metazoa; Echinodermata; Echinoidea; Camarodonta; Strongylocentrotidae.
CCUACUUCUAUUUAUACGAUGCACAAACUGCAUUAUAUUCACAGGCGAACAUAUAAAGAGUGUGUUUAGCAUUGUAAUGACAUUUGUAUUGAUGUGUAAACUUGCAUAGCGACUCAGUACUUUUGAUCAAAGUCAUUCGCACUUCUUUCGACACAUAUUUGUAAUCAACGUGAGAAAUUGGUACAGAACUGCAUGCAGUACAUUAUUGGACGCACUCGUUACGUAGACUAAUAUAUUAUAGUGUGUACUUCAGUAUGCUUGCAGUACGUUAUUGGACGCACUCGUUACGUAGACUCAUAUUUUAUAGUGUGUACUUCAGUAUGCUUGCAUGAACGUACUGUUGACUUAGCAUAUUAGCUGAUCACACUCUUAAGUUGCAUUGGAAAUUACAUACAUGCGUAUAGAAUGAGCUCGUGUCUAUAAUAAGCCAAAAAUCCGAUAUUUGUAGCAAUGGCUGAGAAGGCCGAGGAAGAGAAAGCUCCAAGCACUUCAGAGAAUCUGACGUGUCCACUAUGUCUUGAUAUCUUCGACGAGGCAACCAUCCUGACUUCAUGCGGACACAGUUUCUGUCGCAAAUGUCUCAAAAACUAUGACCUGUCUCACCAGGAUCUCGAUCACAUGAUCUGUCCUCUCUGCAGGAAGAUCACCAAGUUGUCUGCGAACCGUGUCGAUGAUUUCCUCACCAAUGUGACUGUCAACGGACUGGUAGACAAUUACCACGCCAAGUGUGGAGGGAUGAACGCUCUCCUUGAGAUGCGUCCAAAAUGCACUGCUUGCAAGUUUCAUCAAGAUGCUGUCUCAUUCUGCAGAACGUGUAAUAACUACAUGUGCACUAAUUGCGACUUCGGCCAUAAGCACCUGACAUCAUUCUUUGAAGGUCACGAGAUUGUGUCCUUACAGGAUAUCAUCGACGGGAAGGUCAGCAUUGGUCACCUAUCUGAGAAGUGCUGCAUCCACAAACAAGAGAACAGAGAUAUGUUUUGUGAGGAUUGUAAGGUCCACGUCUGUCUCAAGUGCGUGAUAGUCGGCCACCAACAUCACAACAUCAAGAAUCAGACUGACUUCGAGCAAGAGUUACGGCUAAAGGUGAACGACCUUGUCCAGCGAUGUGCCGCGAAGAAGAUAGAACUGGAGAAGAACAUUCAGAAUGUUGAAGUACAACGCCAAGAAGUAUACACUGCCGUGCAGAAACUACUGGAUGAUGUCAGUCAAGCCUACAGCAUCAAGGCCAAAGAGCUUGAAGAAAAUAAUCGAAAUCUCAUCGAGCAAAUCAAUGUAGUAAAGCAGAGUUUCGAUGACGACCUCAACGUCUUGAAAUCCAACGAUCGACAGAGGAUCAAGAGUAUUUAUAGUUCAAUAACACUGGUAUCUAAUGACAGACUGGGCCGUCUUGAGACAGACAGUCUGUCUGCUCAUACCUUGCUCUGUGAUGAGCUGGACGCCAUGCUGAAGGAGGCUACUGAUUACACUUCUGCGGCAGCCAUUACGAAGAAAGCACAGGAGAAGAGGUUCAAGCCUGCAGAUGAUACUCAUCUUGAGCUCGGGAGAAUCUCAGAAUCAGAUCCCAAGUUGAAAGUAAUUCAGUGUGUACAUGUUCGGGGACGGAUAUCGAAUAUGACCCCGUACUCUGUGAACAGUGUAGCUAUUAUAUAUUGUAGUCCUGAAUGCGGUAUAGAUAUAAUUGAUUCAGCUGGUAAAAAGGAGAAGUAUGCAAACAUACCAAGUAACAUGCAGUGUAAUGAUCGUGUGUUUCAACAUGACAGAUCGUCAUGCGGCAUAGCGCAGGCUUGGCUUGUGCAGGGUAGGACAGACGAAGUCACAUUUUCUUCCUAUGGAUCUAGGAAAUCAACCCUCGACGUAAAAGACAAUAUUAUUAUCAUAGUCAACAGAAGUCCAUCUGAUGAAAUCCUUAUUGAUCACCAAAACAAGAUAGUCGAUAUCAUUGACCCGACGGGAUCCACACCCGAACACACUGUUUCAACAAAACACAACGUGACGAGGCAGGUAUCUGCCACCAGGUCGGGUUUGAUCGUCACGAGUUCAUGUAACACCAAUCCAAGCGUGGUGACGGUCUAUGACAGGGAUGGGAAUGCUGGUAAGUCUCUACGAGCUCCAGACGGUGUCCACCUGUAUGCUGCCGUGGAUGAGCAAGACAGGGUGUAUGUAGCGAGUGUUGAUGUUCCGAAUGGAAACGUGGUGAUCAGGCUCUAUGACCUUGACGGUCUGAACCUGAAGGAGAGAGUUCAGUUUAAUGUACUUAAUAUGAUACUUGGUCAUCAAUGGUGUUACUUGGUUUCCCUCUCGCCAGACAUGCUCGCGUUCGCUUGUCAUAAGAAUGUAUAUUUUAUCAAAGUAUCACGGUAAUCCAUCUCAUACUCUAUAUAACCAUUAUUUCUGGUGUUUAUACCUCUCUGGUAAGGCUAUACUCUAAAAUGGGCCUAUAAUGUGUCAUAUUCCUUUGUUUGUUAUGUGAUAACUAACCGAAUGAGAAGAUGCCUAUUCUAUCGAUAGAUUUUAAUUGCCUGAAUACCGUGGUCAUUAUCUUAUAUAUUUAUAACUUCACUCUCUCGAAAUAGUAUGUAAAUUGUGAAAUCAUUUAUCCUAGAUGUUUACUGAAAGCCAGUGAUAUGAUCUUAAAAAGUACAACUUGAAAAUUGGUAAUAAAUUGAUUAACUCCGUAUUAGUGUUUUUUCCCUUAUGUUUUUAUCCUCAAACAUUUGUUUUAACUGUUGUGCUCAUAUUUCUUGAGUUUAAUGGUGAUUAUUUUGUUUCUUUAAAUUAAUUAAUACUGACAUUGUACAUAUGACCCCAUUGUAAAUAAGCUUUUAAGCUUUCACAGGUUAUCCUGUCAUGUUAUUGGUAUCAUUAUUUUGUUUUCAUUUUAGAAUACCAUUUUACUUUUUCGUAUGGAUGUUACAUUGAACUUGCCCAAUACAUCAAAUCUAUUUUGGUUUAAAGAUAAAGGUGAGUUCUGGUCAUCCGAUUGCAUUGUGA